AUGAAAUGCUAUUGCUGUUGCGGGCCUAAAACAAGAUACACAACCCUUCUACUUUGUGGUGUGGUCUUAAUCGUGUUACCUUUGGCUUUGCACAAUUAUAUCAACGGAAUAAUCAAGCAGAAAAUCGCAGACAAUGUCAAAAUUGCUCCAGGCUCUCAAAUCUAUGAUCAAUGGAAGAAACCCACGAUUCCUAUAUACCUAAAGAUCUACACAUUUACAAUUGCAAACCCUGAUGAAGUGAAGGAAGGAAAGCCGCCAUAUGUGUUUGAAAAAGGUCCUUAUUCUUAUCGGGAGAGCAGAGAGAAAAUUGAUAUUACUUGGGGAGAAAACAAUGUUAAUUACAAUCAAAUAAUUAAUUAUACUUUUGACCCAGAAACAUCAUGCGAUGGCUGUGAUCCUAAAAAGGACAUAAUAACUUCAAUAAAUAUACCGUUUGUUGUAAUCGUACAGAAGUUGGAUUCGUUUAUAGAUAUUCCGACUCUCAAUGUCAUAGUUUUCAUAUUUCUCAAACAUUUUAAAGAGAGUCUAUUCAGUACAAGAACAGUGCAUGAAACAAUCUGGGGUUACAAUGAAACAUUCUUUGAUGAUUAUGAUAAGUUUCGUGACGAGGUCAUAAAGCGAGGAGGAAUUUUUGGCCCUUUCUUAAAUAGGACAUUACCAAAGUUCCCACAUGUAUUUGCGUUGCAGCCCAACCCUAGCUACGAUGGCAACAGCACGAUUUACACUGGUCAAAGUGACAUUGAUCUUGUUGGCUGUUACCAGCGGUGGAAGGAAAAUUUUGGUAGUCUUAGGAUUUGGCAUUCUAGAUAUGCAAAUAUGUUAAACGGCACAGAUGGUUCAGUGUACAAACCCGACAUUUCCAAAGAUGACACAUUAUAUAUUUUUAUUACUCAAUUGUGCAGGUCAUUAAAUGUUAAGUACCUUGACGAGCUCACCGUACACGGGAUUGAUGGGUAUCGGUUUAACCCACCUAAAUAUUUAUUUGAAAGUGGUGAUAUUAACCCAAAUAAUAAAGGAUUUUGUAAUCCCAAUUGUUUACCCUCUGGUUUACUGAGUGUCAAUGCAUGUGUGCCAUUUAAUGCGCCGAUUGUUGUUUCCCAACCGCAUUUCCUCAACGGGAACAAAUCAUUACAGAAAAUGGUGCUGGGCUUACAUCCUAAUGAAGAAAAGCACGAUACGUUCCUUACUUUGGAGCCAAAUACAGGCAUCCCUUUACAAGCAUCGAAACGAAUCCAAUUUAACAUACAUGUUGAACCUUUCAGUGGUGUAAGUGAUUUAGAAAAUGUUAAAGCAGCGCAAGUACCGAUAAUGUGGAUUGACGAACAUGUCCGCAUUGACUCGGGUAACGCCAACAAGCUUAAGAAGGAUGUGUUGAACAAUUUGGAAAUUAUUAAAUGGAUCGAGAUUGGGUUAUAUAUUCUCGGUGGUUUGAUGGUACUGAUUGCAAUUAUAUUAUUCAUCAGGUUAUGUUGUCGAAACAAUGAUGAAAGUCGUUUGAAAUUGGUUGCAGAAAACGGACAUGAUUAUGAAAAUUAUGGCACCAAUGGACAGGCAGGCCAUGCAAACCCAUCGUUAAUUAAUGCAAGUGAUUAA
Molecule: messenger RNA, 1593 nt
Organism: Paramuricea clavata
Lineage: Eukaryota; Metazoa; Cnidaria; Anthozoa; Malacalcyonacea; Plexauridae
Source: the annotation of a GenBank genome assembly